Melitaea cinxia (Glanville fritillary) is the source of this 1234-nucleotide messenger RNA. Its product is annotated as hemolin-like. The record is from RefSeq and is a predicted model, not a curated record. Gene Ontology annotation, biological process: homophilic cell-cell adhesion; dendrite self-avoidance; axon guidance. Lineage: Eukaryota; Metazoa; Arthropoda; Insecta; Lepidoptera; Nymphalidae. Gene Ontology annotation, molecular function: cell-cell adhesion mediator activity. The coding region runs from base 1 to 1056 and encodes 351 amino acids. The transcript is spliced from 5 exons. Gene Ontology annotation, cellular component: axon; plasma membrane.
AUGUUGCGAAUUACGAAAAUUGUAGUUUUGGCUGUAUGUGCGGUGAUUAGCGCAUCUCAGCCAGUUCAGAAGCCGCCCAUCCUGAAGACGCUGCCCUCUUCAGAAAUAGUCAUCGGCCCUCCUGAUAAAGAAAUAACGAUUGAGUGCUUUACCGUAGACGUACCAUAUUCCUGGUUCAAAGACGGCAAACCGUACAUACCCCACGCCAACGUUGUCUUACUAGAAAACGAAGGCACCUUGGUCUUCAAAAAGCCAGACCUCUCCGACGAAGGACAAUACCAAUGUUUGGCCGAAACUGAGAAUGGAGUUGCGACCACACGAGUCGUCACUCUAAUGAAAGACUUGGACCCAAACGGCACCUUGAAAAAACACAAACCAAUCGAAGGAAAACCAUACAAACUGGACUGCACCAUCCCCAAAUCCUAUCCCCAACUAGACAUUAUCUGGUUCAAGAAAUCCUUGACUGACCCGAAUGACAUUGAAUUAGUUGUCGACCAACGUUUAUUGAAUUCCGCCCAAGGUGAUCUAUACUUUCCGAAUGUGACGAAAGAGGAUGCCAAACCUGGUUACAAAUACGUCUGUUAUGGAGGAGACCCGGCUUCAGGGGAGAUUCUGAAGCUAUCUGAACAUAUUCUAGAAGAUGUUUUGCCAAACAAGGAACCGAACAAUGGCGUAAUAGAAAAGUACCUCACGAAUGAGGAAACAGUCGAGGCUACUGAUUUCUCGUAUCUGUUCUGCAUUUUUGAUGACGAUCUUUUAGCAAAUCCAGAAUGGUUCAAAGAUGAUGAAGACGCGAAUAACGGUCCCAAUGACCGUGUCACGCGUCACAACAAUAGAGUGGGGAAGAGACACGCCCUCGAAGACGUGUUUGUGUCUGACGAUGAGAAGUACGCUUGUGCGGUGCGCAUUAAGGUCGGGGACCAGCAAACGGAUACCAUGGACUUGCAGGGCGUCAACGCGCCCGAAUUCAUCCAAGAUCCACCUACAAUGAUUGAGAAAUCGGACUCAGACCUCACGCUCCAGGACGGCCUGGCAACAGCACGGCCGCGCUCCUGAGCGUGAGCCAGGAGCGGGACUCCGUUGCGGGCGACUACGGCUGCCCGUGACCAGCGUGACCAGCGUUCACUUGUACUCCGAGACGCUAGUCUACGUGCACUGACCGACUUACCGCAGUUACGUUUAUUAAGAAUUAAGAUUGUAACUUUUGUACGUGUCAAUAAAUAAUUUUAUUUUA